AUGGAGCACGGCACGGCACGGAACAGCACAGCACAGCACAGCACAGCAGAGCGCAACAAUGCUGUCACCUCCAAGGUUCUCUCUUAUCCUGUCAGCUCCCGCAAUAUAUCACCAAGCCCUGACCUCCAUCGAGGUAAAGAUUGGUACUCGGUAGUGGCGCUGGCCACAAAAUUACAGCAUCAGCGUCCUGGCAGCACUCUGGACGCUCUGAUUCGACGGUCACUCGCUUGGCUAGGCCGCUGCUGUGUAGAGGAGCCUGUGUCACCUUGA
Messenger RNA from Fusarium fujikuroi IMI 58289, 270 nucleotides. RefSeq lists its product as uncharacterized. The record is from RefSeq and is a predicted model, not a curated record. The transcript has 2 exons. The coding region runs from base 1 to 270 and encodes 89 amino acids. Lineage: Eukaryota; Fungi; Ascomycota; Sordariomycetes; Hypocreales; Nectriaceae.